UAUUGUCUGACGUCAUUUAAACAUGGCUGAACUAGACGUUGGAAAACAUUGUGAAAUUAAAUCUUGCAAACAAAAAGAUUUUCUACCAUUCAUUUGUAGCAGCUGUUCUGGGGUGUUUUGUUUGGAACACAGAAGCCGGGACUCCCAUUCUUGUCCAGAGGUCACAGUGAAGAGAGAGAUCUCUGUGUCUGAGGGAAUCUCAUCAUAUCCGUGCAGCUUUGAGGAUUGCAAAGGGAAAGAGUUGCUGCCUGUCAUCUGUCCACACUGUGAAAAACACUUCUGCCUCAUACAUCGGCAUCAGGAUGACCAUAAGUGUGAGAAGCUGGAGACCCCGAAGCCUCGCAUGGCUGCAACACAGGAGCUGGUGCAGAAGAUAGUGGAGUCAAAAAAGAAUGCACCACCAAGUAAAGGUAGAAAAGGAGCGAAAAACGCUGCGACUGCUGCAAAAGUUGCCCUGAUGAAGCUGAAAAUGCAUGCGUCAGGAGAUAAAGGCCUGCCACAGACAGAACGGACAUAUUUUCAGGUGUUUCUGCCCAAAGAGGCUAAAGACUCUAGUUCGCCCAUGUUCUUCUGCUCUAAAUGGAGUGUCGGCAAAGUAGUGGACUUUGCUGCAUCUCAGGCCAGUCUGAAGAACAACAACAAUGUGCUCACAGCUAAGAAACUGCGUUUGUGUCACCCCGAGACGGGUGAAGCCUUUAAGAUGGACACUAGCCUUCAGUCGCUGCUUUCCCACACAGACUGUCCCCUGCACAACGGAGGCAACGUCAUUCUGGAGUAUCUGGAUAAUGAGAGCUCUGGACUAGAUGAUGUCACAGCCUAUAUUCCAUCCUCCUGAUAGAAAAUCCCACAACCAUUCAGAAGAGUUUUAUAGUAGUUUGAGGAAAGCAGGAAACAAAGGGUGUUAGAUUGGUAACUAGAGGAUUGUUGUAUCAUAGACUAGUCUGUCUAUUGUAAAUAUAUUCCACAUGAUUUUCAGCUUAUUUCUAAUAAAUGGGUCAAUGACGUGA
This is a messenger RNA of Rhinichthys klamathensis goyatoka, 1007 nucleotides long. RefSeq names its product zinc finger, AN1-type domain 1 (gene zfand1). The record is from RefSeq and is a predicted model, not a curated record. Gene Ontology annotation, molecular function: zinc ion binding. The transcript is spliced from 8 exons. Lineage: Eukaryota; Metazoa; Chordata; Actinopteri; Cypriniformes; Leuciscidae. The coding region runs from base 23 to 835 and encodes 270 amino acids. Gene Ontology annotation, cellular component: cytoplasmic stress granule; cytoplasm. Gene Ontology annotation, biological process: cytoplasmic stress granule disassembly.